AUGGCAACUCCGGACGUCAGUGUUCACAUGGAGGAGGUGGUGGUGGUGACAACACCCGACGGUGCGGUGGAUGGAAGCGGUGUGGAGGAGGUGAAGACGGUGCUGGUCACCACCAACCUGUCCCAGCACGGCGGCGACAUAAAUGAAGACACGCUGGAGACCGAAAAUGCAGCUGCUGCAGCUGCUGCUGCCUUACAACUGAAGGAAGCGGUCCUAGUGAAGAUGGCUGAAGAUGAGGACAGUUUGGAGGCAGAGAUUGUCUACCCCAUCACCUGCGGGGACAGCAAAGCCAACCUUAUCUGGAGAAAGUUCGUGUGUCCUGGGAUCAACGUGAAGUGUGUGCAGUUUGAUGAUCACCUCAUUAGUCCCAAGGAGUUUGUCCACUUGGCGGGCAAGUCGACCCUGAAGGAUUGGAAGCGGGCGAUCCGGAUGAACGGGAUCAUGCUCCGGAAGAUCAUGGACUCAGGAGAGCUGGAUUUCUACCAGCACACAAAGGUCUGUUCCAACACGUGUCGGAGCACCAAAAUUGACCUGACUGGAGCCAGGGUGUCCUUGACCAGCCAGACAUCGACUGAGUACAUCCCUCUCACUCCCGCCUCUGCGGAUGUGAACGGAUCCCCGGCUACAAUUACCAUAGAAACAUGUGAGGAUGCCAGCGACUGGAGCACCAGCAUCGGAGAUGACACCUUUGCUUUCUGGCGAGGCCUGAAGGACACUGGUCUGCUGGAAGAAGUGAUCCAGGAGUUCCACCAGGAGCUGGUGGAGACCAUGAAGGGCUUGCAGCAGCGAGCACAGGAUCCCCCACUGCAGCUUGGUGAUGCUGUUUUACUCAACAACGUAGUCCAGAACUUCGGGAUGUUGGAUCUGGUCAAGAAGGUCCUGGCCAGUCACAAGUGUCAGAUGGAUCGCUCGAGGGAGCAGUACACACGGGAUUUGGCAGCUCUGGAGCAGCAGUGUGACGAGCACCGCAAGCGAGCAAAGGAGCUGAAGCACAAAGCACAGCAUCUCAACAACGUCCUGAUGACCCUCACACCCGUCUCCGUCCCCGCACCUUUAAAACGCCCCAGGCUGACCAGGGCCACCUCCGGACCCGCUGCCAUCACCUCGCAGGUGCUGUCGCAGCCGACGGUGCUGGCCUCCGCCGGCUCCACCUUCCCCGGGACGGUGGAGAUCCACCCGGACGCUUCCAACCUGACGGUGCUGAGCACGGCCGCCGUGCAGGACGGCAGCACGGUCGUGAAGGUGGGGAGCCCCUUCCAGCUGCAAAAAACCAUCCAGAACGUGACACAAAGGGCUUCCGGCGGGAGCACGGUUGUGACUGUCCCAUCCGGUGCCACUGAGGCCACCGGGGAGGAACACGCCGCCGCCGCCAUCGAGGUGACCGCAGUGGCUGAUGAGGCGGAGCAGAAGUGA
Nestor notabilis (Kea) is the source of this 1413-nucleotide messenger RNA. It is a transcript of the gene GMEB2, whose product is annotated as glucocorticoid modulatory element binding protein 2. Gene Ontology annotation, molecular function: DNA-binding transcription activator activity, RNA polymerase II-specific; RNA polymerase II cis-regulatory region sequence-specific DNA binding. Gene Ontology annotation, cellular component: nucleus. NCBI's taxonomy places the organism in Eukaryota, Metazoa, Chordata, Aves, Psittaciformes, Psittacidae. Gene Ontology annotation, biological process: positive regulation of transcription by RNA polymerase II. The record is from RefSeq and is a predicted model, not a curated record.